AUGCCAGACGAGAAGCACGACGUGCCCCCCAUCUCUGGGUCGGGCGCCAGCCCACUGAGCCAGCCAGCUCACACCCUCCCUUAUGAAGCCGUGAUCAAGAAACUCGGAACCGAGGUGGACGAAGGUCUAUCCCCCGAGGAAGCUAGUCGUCGUCUGCAGGAAUAUGGACCCAACAAACUGGAUGAAGGCGAAGGCGUGUCGGUGAUCAAGAUUUUCGUGCGCCAGGUUGCCAACGCGAUGAUGCUAGUGUUGAUUCUGGCUAUGGCGGUCAGCUUCGGGAUUCGGUCGUGGAUUGAGGGCGGAGUCAUCUGCGCUGUCAUUGUCUUGAAUAUCGUCGUUGGAUUCUUCCAGGAAUAUGCCGCCGAGAAAACUAUGGAGUCGUUGCAUUCGCUCUCAUCCCCGACCGGAACUGUCUCGAGGGGUGGACAGACAUUCUCGGUGCCGUCGUCGGACAUCGUCCCCGGUGACAUGGUCGAGCUUAGGACGGGAGAUACUGUCCCAGCGGAUAUUCGCCUGGUUGAAGCAGUCAACUUCGAGACCGACGAGGCUCUCCUGACUGGCGAGUCUCUUCCCGUCCAGAAGGAAUGCGACUCGACAUUCAAGGAGGAUACUGGCCCUGGAGACCGCCUUAACAUUGCCUACAGUUCUAGCACCGUCACUCGUGGUCGUGGUCGUGGUGUGGUUGUUAGUACAGGCAUGUUCACUGAAAUCGGAUCUAUCGCCCUCGCACUACGGGCCAGCGGCAACAAGCGUCGUCAGGUCAAGCGUGGUCCUAACGGCGAAACCAAGAAGCGUUGGUACGUCCAGGCCUGGAGUCUUACCUCCGUGGAUGUCGUCGGUCGAUUCCUCGGUGUCAAUAUCGGAACACCCUUGCAGAGGAAACUCUCAAAGCUGGCCUGUCUACUAUUCGGAAUUGCUGUCGUGUUUGCCAUUGUCUGUAUGGCUGCAAACGAAUUCAGCAGCAAUAACGAAGUCAUCAUGUACGCUGUUGCAACCGGUAUCAGUAUGAUUCCGGCUUGCCUUGUCGUUGUUCUUACCAUCACUAUGGCAGUGGGUACUAAACGUAUGGUCGAGCGGAACGUAAUUGUUCGCAAAUUGGACUCGCUGGAGGCGCUCGGUGCCGUCACAGAUAUUUGUUCCGAUAAGACCGGUACAUUGACUCAAGGUAAAAUGGUUGUCCAAAAGGCAUGGAUCCCGUCUCGAGGAACGUACUCCGUCGGCCCAUCUAACGAGCCUUUCAAUCCCACCGUUGGAGAUGUCAGCUUCAAACCUGUGCCUCCUUCGGAAUUUGAUUAUGAGAAGCCAGAUACGACGGAGAACGCAGAAGGUAUGGUCUCAGGAAACCGCCAGCUCGAAGACUUCCUGGAUGUUGCCUCGAUGGCCAAUCUCUCUCACGUGUAUAAGUCCGAAGAAGGCGAAUGGAACGCACGGGGUGAACCCACCGAAAUUGCUAUCCAUGUCUUUGCAUCGAGAUUCAACUGGAACCGCGACCGCUGGAUCAAGAAGGGUCAGGGUGAGGGCACAGUGUGGCACCAAAAAGCUGAAUUCCCAUUCGACUCGACUGUGAAGAAGAUGUCUGUGAUUUUCAACAAAAUCACCCCAGAGGAGAACCGGACUAUGGUGUUGACCAAGGGUGCGGUCGAGCGCAUCGCAGACUCGUGCACGUCUAUUAUCUGGGACCAAGAUUCUUCUAGCCCCGUGCCAAUAACCGACCACCACCGCGAAAAGAUCAUCGAGAACAUGGAGGAGCUCGCCAAACUCGGACUUCGGGUUUUGGCUCUAGCCCAUCGCCCGUACACUGCCGAGGCACAAUUGCUCGAAGAUGCCGACCUGAACCGUGAAGACGUGGAGAGCAAUCUGUGCUUCCUAGGACUUAUCGGCUUGUAUGAUCCUCCGCGCCCUGAGACAGCUGGCUCAAUCCAAGCCUGCUACCAGGCUGGUAUCGUUGUCCACAUGGUCACUGGCGAUCAUCCUGGCACUGCCAAAGCAAUUGCUCAGCAAGUGGGAAUACUUCCUGCUGAUUUCAAUGCGGUGGCGGCCGACGUCGCGGACGCUAUGGUUAUGACUGCUAGUCAAUUCGAUAAACUCACUGAUGGAGAGGUAGAUGCACUUCCCACUCUGCCUUUGGUUAUUGCACGCUGCGCCCCGCAGACCAAGGUCCGUAUGAUUGACGCUCUUCACCGCCGUGGCCGGUUUGCAGCUAUGACUGGAGACGGAGUGAAUGAUUCUCCGUCGCUUAAGCACGCCGAUGUUGGUAUCGCUAUGGGACAGGCAGGUUCAGACGUGGCUAAAGACGCGUCUGAUAUCAUCCUCACGGAUGACAACUUCGCCUCGAUUCUGAAUGCCGUCGAAGAAGGCCGUCGUAUCUUCGAUAAUAUUCAGAAGUUUGUGCUUCAUCUGUUGUCGGAAAACAUCGCUCAGGCAUGUACCUUGCUUAUCGGAUUGGCUUUCAAAGACGCUGAUAAUCAAUCCGUCUUUCCUCUGUCACCGGUCGAAAUUCUUUGGAUCAUUAUGAUUACCUCGGGUAUGCCCGACAUGGGUCUUGGGAUGGAGGUGGCCGCUCCUGACAUCAUGAGCCGUCCUCCUCAGAGCAAGCAAGGCAUUUUUACCUGGGAGGUGAUCAUCGACAUUCUGGUGUAUGGUAUCUGGACCGCAGCCCUCUGCCUGGCGGCAUUCUCUGUCCGCAUGUGGGGAUUCGGCGACGGUAACCUGGCCCGUGGCUGCAACAAGGAGUGGUCAGAAGAGAUCAAAGACUGCGAACUAGUCUUCCGAGCACGCGCCACCACGUUCGUGUGCUUGACUUGGUUUGCGCUGUUCCUGGCUUGGGAAAUGGUCAACUUGCGCCGCUCGUUCUUCCGCAUGCAGCCAAAAUCCAAGAAAUACUUUACCCAGUGGAUGUACGACGUCUGGCGGAACAAGUUCCUCUUCUGGUCCAUCAUGGCCGGAUGGAUCACCAUGUUCCCUAUUCUCUACAUCCCUGUUUUGAACGAUGUCGUCUUCAAACAUAAACCUAUCACUUGGGAAUGGGGUAUCGUGGCGGUCGAGGCUGUUCUGUUCUUUAUCGGAGUCGAAGCCUGGAAAUGGGCUAAGCGAGUCUUCUUUCGUCGCAGAGCGAGAAAGAGCCCGCACUUGACCCCCUUGGAACAGAUCCCGGAGCAGCCCUAA
Penicillium brevicompactum is the source of this 3165-nucleotide messenger RNA. Its product is annotated as cation-translocating P-type ATPase. The record is from RefSeq and is a predicted model, not a curated record. The transcript is spliced from 3 exons. Gene Ontology annotation, molecular function: P-type calcium transporter activity; ATP binding; ATP hydrolysis activity. Gene Ontology annotation, biological process: calcium ion transmembrane transport; intracellular calcium ion homeostasis. NCBI's taxonomy places the organism in Eukaryota, Fungi, Ascomycota, Eurotiomycetes, Eurotiales, Aspergillaceae. Gene Ontology annotation, cellular component: plasma membrane. The coding region runs from base 1 to 3165 and encodes 1054 amino acids.